Molecule: messenger RNA, 1122 nt
Organism: Gossypium arboreum
Lineage: Eukaryota; Viridiplantae; Streptophyta; Magnoliopsida; Malvales; Malvaceae
Product: triosephosphate isomerase, cytosolic
Exons: 9
Coding region: 98-859 (253 amino acids)
Biological process (GO): glycerol catabolic process; gluconeogenesis; glycolytic process
Cellular component (GO): cytosol
Molecular function (GO): triose-phosphate isomerase activity
Source: RefSeq, a predicted model, not a curated record
GGGUAAACGUUGGGAGUAGCCCAAGAGCAGUUAAUUAAUCCUCGUAUUCAUCGCAAAUAAUCUAAAAAAAAAAAAAAAACCCCAAACUCAAAACUUCAUGGCUCGGAAAUUCUUCGUCGGCGGCAACUGGAAAUGUAAUGGGACAACUGAGGAGGUUAAGAAGAUUGUUACAACAUUGAAUGAAGCUGAAGUUCCUUCUCAUGAUGUUGUGGAGGUUGUUGUGAGCCCUCCAUUUGUGUUCCUUACCCUUGUCAAAAGUCUGUUGCGGUCCGAUUUUCACGUCGCCUCUCAGAACUGCUGGGUUAGCAAGGGUGGUGCUUUUACCGGAGAAGUUAGUGCAGAGAUGCUUGUUAAUCUAGGCAUUCCUUGGGUUAUUAUUGGUCACUCCGAGAGAAGGGCUCUCUUGAAUGAGUCCAAUGAGUUUGUUGGAGAUAAAGUAGCGUAUGCGCUUUCUCAAGGCUUGAAAGUGAUUGCUUGCAUUGGAGAGACUCUUGAACAGCGAGAAUCAGGCUCUACCAUGGCUGUCGUUGCUGCACAGACCAAAGCAAUUGCUGAUAAAGUAACAAAUUGGGAUAAUGUUGUUUUGGCUUAUGAACCUGUGUGGGCCAUUGGUACUGGGAAAGUUGCAACUCCUGCUCAGGCUCAGGAAGUCCAUUGUGAAUUGAGGAAAUGGCUUAAUCAAAAUGUUGGUGCUGACAUUGCUGCAUCAGUUAGAAUUAUAUAUGGAGGUUCUGUAAAUGGAGCAAACUGCAAGGAAUUGGCUGGACAGCCAGAUGUGGAUGGCUUUUUGGUUGGUGGAGCUUCUCUGAAGCCUGAGUUCGUGGAUAUCAUCAAGUCGGCCACUGUGAAAAAGAAUUGAAGUUCAACAUAAACAACCUUGUGGGAAACUUUAGUUUUGUAGUUUGUGGUGUUUCCUUAGGAGAGGAGGAUAUCAGGGUUUUAAGUGUGUAAUAAGCCAAAUUUGACUCUGUUUUUUGUUGGUAUGAAGCAUGGAUCCUCAUGUUAGACUGUUUCUGGGGGUGGACUUUCAUUGGAUAUAUAAUCUUAUUUUAGGAUUAUAAUCCAUCAUUUAAGUGGGCUAUAUUAUGGUAACCCAUCCAGUCACCGGAUUUCGGGUGAAAA